Molecule: messenger RNA, 2097 nt
Organism: Lodderomyces parapsilosis
Lineage: Eukaryota; Fungi; Ascomycota; Pichiomycetes; Serinales; Debaryomycetaceae
Exons: 1
Coding region: 1-2097 (698 amino acids)
Molecular function (GO): protein binding
Source: RefSeq, a predicted model, not a curated record
AUGCUACGACUAACGAAGCUUGAUACGAAUCAACUCAUAACACAAUCAGUGGCACAAUCCUUUAAACAUCCACUUGGCACACGAUGCCAUUUGUACAUACCAAGAACAUCUUCAACAUUACCCCAUGCACAUCCCCCAGAAUCUUAUGCGAAACUUGAAGAUCAAAUAGAGCAUCAAAUUGAGUUGAAGAGGUUUCUUCAGAAACAAAAGUAUCAAAACCAUCUCGAGGAUAGAAAAUGUCUUAGAAAGUUAGCCAAGGAUGAACUACGCUCCUUGAGAGAACUAGCAGUGGAAGUAUCAUCGAAAGCAAAAGGAGUUGUACCUCAAGAAACAAUUUCGGAUUCUACUGAGCAGGUGUAUGAGGCUAUACAGAAGCCAGACUUAGUAUCUGGCUCUAAUGAAACCCCGCCAAAGUAUUCUUUUCCGCCUCAGAUCAAUGAGAAGCUCGGUUUGGCAUCGACGUACUUGACUCCUACCACCGACUCUCUGGAAUUUAAACCUAAAUGGGGUCUUAUAUUGAAUCAGUUGGAAUUGAGUGGAGGCUUUCGAGAUCUAGACACUACAACUGUGCAAGCUUUCAUCAAAAUUAUACCGCCUGCUGAUUUGAAAAAGUUUUUACCACGUCUUCAUCAAAUGUGCCUUGAAGCAGGAAUAAAACUCACCCCCAAAAUUGAACUUUUUUUUUUCAAAGCACUUGCAGCUGGAGGUGAAGUAUCAUCAACCGAAAUUCAAGCUAUGGAAAACUUCUUUGAUGCCUUCAUGAACAAGAAUGAUCAAAAAAUCGAUUACUACGAAACGAUGGUUUGUGGGUAUGUGAAGAAUCGUAACAUGAAGAAGGUGGAAAAAUUGUUAAAUACAAUGCAAUUGAGGAAUGUAGAGAUUUCUCGAUCCAUACUCUCAUCGAUUCUUCAAGGGUACGUGUAUUAUGUGGGUGAUCACGAAAAGGCAUGGGAGAUAUUCAACGCUAUGAAAUUUUUGUCCAAGAAAACGCAACCUAAUCUGCGUAACUACACUGACAUGAUAUUUUCAUUUGUCAAAAGUAAUCGAUUGGAGGGAGCAUUGGAUUUAUACCAGGAAAUGUUGGACAAUAACGUGCCACUAAAUCAAAAUAUUUUAGCUUCAUUGGCGAGAGGCUGUUCAAAAAGCAAGCGAUUUGCAAUAAGAUCAUGGGAAUUCAUAUUCAGAAUAUAUGAUCAAGGAUGGCUGCCAAAUUUACAAACUUACGAAAGCAUGUUGAACGUUGCUGCAUUUGAAGGCGCUUUAGAUCUAUCAAGAGCACUAUUAUUCAAAAUGAUCCAAGGUAAUAGCGUCACCUCGAAAGCGUUGCUAUAUCUAAUGAUAUCAUAUUCCAAUUACUCGAGUGCUGAUUCAAAGAAACGAACAGGCAUUGAACUCAGUGAAAGAGGCCGACUUUUCAAGCAAAAGAUAAUGGAGGGUGUGGACUUUGCUGAAAAACAGAAUGGAUUUCCUUUUCUCCCGGUAACACACAUACCUAAUAAUGACACAGUCUUUGCCGAGGCAAGUGCCAUUGUUUCAUUUUUGAAAGAGGUCAAGCCUUGGCUUUUGACACCCCAGUUGGUAACGUCAUAUUUGAGCACGUGUAUUCGUUUGGGCUCAAUGGAGAGUUUCAAAAGUCAAUAUGAAGGUCUUACGAAAUUGGAAGUCUCUGGCAUCCCCAGAUCAGAGACUGUUCCUGUAUCAAGUGUUGGUCAUUUGGAAAUCAACCAAUACAAAAUUGCAAGGGAUACUCCCAUUUAUAUUGUUGCAUUAAAGGCAGCUGCAAAAUUCAAAGAUUAUGAUUUCGCAAAGGAGAUUCUUGAAGAGCGUGGAAAGUACAGAAAAUCGGAUGCGUUUCAAAAAAUGUCACGCAAGGCUCAGCACCUGACAGACUUUGACUUUGCCCGAGCAUUAGUAGAGUGCUUUAAAGAUCUACAGAUGUUCAAAGAUGCGUUGUCGGUGGUUCUUCUGUCAGAAGACAGGUUUUCUUGGAGCUGGAGAGAAUUGGGUGGUUUGGUGGGUGCUGUAUUGAAAGUUGAAGACUUACAAAUGGCAGAGGAGAUAAAACGCGUAAUUAGAAGCAGUAAGAAUAGACGCUAG